Messenger RNA from Candidozyma duobushaemuli, 342 nucleotides. RefSeq lists its product as uncharacterized. NCBI's taxonomy places the organism in Eukaryota, Fungi, Ascomycota, Pichiomycetes, Serinales, Metschnikowiaceae. The record is from RefSeq and is a predicted model, not a curated record. The transcript is spliced from 2 exons. The coding region runs from base 1 to 342 and encodes 113 amino acids.
AUGGCUAAAUCUCAUUCUGAAACGUUGGACCCCAGAAUCAGGCGGUUUCUGUGCAUUAUCGCCAAGUUGCCAUUAUCCCAGCAAACUCCCCCUUCAUCGCCCAUCUCGCACAAAAUCGUUGUGGGUACCCUUGCAACACUCAUUGGAGCCUGGGCUUUCUGGCAAGUUGGCAAGGAUUUCCAGUUUGUCAAGUUCGAGCCUAGACUGCCUGAGGAAAUCGAAAAACGCCGGAAAGAGGGCACCGGAUUGGAGAUUCGUUCUUUGGAGACGAGAAGCUUGGAGUACACCGAUGAGGCCAAGGCUCGGUUGAAAAGGAAGUUUGAAGAGAGCGAGAAGAAGUGA